Molecule: messenger RNA, 738 nt
Organism: Bursaphelenchus xylophilus (pine wood nematode)
Lineage: Eukaryota; Metazoa; Nematoda; Chromadorea; Rhabditida; Aphelenchoididae
Source: the annotation of a GenBank genome assembly
AUGAUGAAGUUCUUCAGCGCCUAUGUUCUGAUGGUGACUGCAGUUGUGGCUCAGACCCAGAGACCUUUUGUUGACAUCACGCCGGUACCCAUGGAGAAACUCAACCCUCGACUUUCAGGUAACUUCACUGGCCAUCUUUACAGUAAUCUGUAUUUUCAGAAUUCCUUCGUAUCGAUACCAACUCGGAUAAUCAACUGACCUUCAGCGAGUUCAUUCUUUCUGACCGACCAUUCAUUGAGAGUCAGUCCAGGUAUUUCCAUGAACUCGAUCUUAACAAUGAUGGACGAAUCACCAGAAAUGAAUUCGAAAAUUAUUUUAAGAAACAUGACGAAGAAGAGAGACAACAACGAAUUCAGACCGAUCAGUUCUUCAAAAACCUUGUAUGUUACGGUAUUUUAAAUACGACCCUUUAUAAUCUGUCGCGCAGUAUUUUUUAUAAUAAUAUUAGAGGUAAAAUUUUACGGAUUGUAGGUAGAGUGUAGCUAUUUUGCGGGUAUGAUGUCCAACUUUUAGGGGCGACCAUCCAAUUUCCCUUUUAAAGACUUCAAAGGCGUGGUUUACGCAUUUCGAGCCUCCAAAAAUGUAAGGGGCUCCUGGUAUAUCCCACCUUUCUGACUAUUUCAGAACAGUUCUCCACCGUUUAACUUCGGUCCUCGCUUCGGGCCUGUGAAUCCUCAACUUCUUCAAGCCAGCGAAGCCGACAAACACUCCAACAACAGUGAAUCCAAAAAUGAAUAA